UGUCCGCUGUGGUGUUAACUUUGGGAUGCAGAAAAUUCUUAAACAGUACCGCAAUUAAUGCGUUUGUCGCUCACACAGAAUGACAGUGAUAUAUUCUUGAAAGAGAAAAGACUGUCUCUUACAUGCAUGAUUGUCUCAUGAGCGGAGAGACCUUGUUCAACAGAAAUCCCGUACUGGAUUGCUGUGGAGGCUUGAAUAACGUGGAUUACAGUCAGAUGGACAUGUCUGUGUUCGCAGACCUGUCGAGAUUCGCAGACCUGACAGAACCCAGAUUCUGUGUUGCUGUCAUUGCUAUCAUUUUCAACCCUUUCUUCUGGAAUGUGAAAUAUGUCCGAGGACCCCAUAGCUCCCCUUGGCAGUCCCCUGGGGGUCCCAGAGCUCAGUUUGAAAAUCGCUGGACAACAGUUGCCAGAUGGGAGCACAGGACACAGGGCCUGACACGACUUUUCGGUGGACCUUAUGAAGCCUGUUAUUUCCUUGGUGUGCUUAUUCUCCUCCUCAAUGUUUACCGUAGUCACAGUAUUACAGUUGCUAUGAAGGGACAGCCUCGCUGGGAGCUGCUGGAUAAUGUACAGGUGUACUAUGCAGGAGCAGCUCUCAUGGCACUGGGUUCACUGUUUGUUAUCAGCAGUUUCCUGGCACUGGGCUUUACCGGCACUUUUCUGGGUGACUAUUUUGGCAUCCUCAUGGAUCAAAAGGUGACUGGAUUUCCUUUUAAUGUGAUGGACAACCCCAUGUACUGGGGCAGCACUGCUAACUACCUUGGCCUGGCCUUAAUGAAUGCCAGUCCUAUAGGGGUGGUCCUGACUGCAGUGGUGGGUUUGUCCUACAGGAUAGCUAUUGCGUAUGAGGGACCAUUCACGGAGGAGAUGUAUCGACAGAUGAGCCAGCGCUGCAAGCACAAAUAGAAAUCGAGCGUGUUUAAGGAUGACACCAAACUUCCUGACUCAUGGAUACUGCUGACACUGCUAGAUCUUAGAUAGGCAAAUGGAGACUUGUGGAUGGAGACGGGGGAUGCCCAUCAAUUUCAAAUGUAACACUGAUGCAUUUACAACAUCCAAAUGACGUGGAACUGUGGUCAUGACCUGUGUUACCCUGAACAGGGUACGGUUACUUAUUGAUUUGUAAAUGAUCACAGCUGAAAACUGCACAUGAACAAUAAUUUGAAACUGAUAUGUGGAAAAUUCAUUGACAUAUACAACUCUUACCGCAAUUUUUUUUAAAUUUAAAAAUAGAAGGCAGACUGUGAAUGCAAUGACAAUCUUUGAUGGUAGCAAUCAAAUAUUUAUUUUUUCUGUAUCUGUCCAAUCUGUAGUUUGUUCUUUUUGACAUCAUUUAUCAUAACCAUAAAAGAUGCAAUUGUUGUUGUAGUUUUUCCAUAAUCCAUUCCUUAUGCACAGUAAAUCCAGGUUGAAAUCAGCUAUUUUAUGGUCUAUUUGUUGUAUUGCAACGAGAUUGUAAAGCUUUGAUCUGUUUAACUUGAAUAAGUAUUGGAUAAGUACGUUCUCCUCAGUUUCCUUCCAAAGGUCAUAUAAAUACAUAUCCUGAUGAACACUUAUGUUCUUUUUCUUGCCAGCCUUAAUGGUACUGGUAUCCAAAACCCCACUCAUAAAUCUAAUGUUAUACAAGACAUUGCUUAUUUAAUAUACACCAAUCAGCCACAACAUUAUACUUUGUCAGUUCAAACCAGUCUGGCCAUUCUCUGUUGACCCCUCUCAUCAAUAAGGCAUUUCCAUCCACAGAACUGCCACUCACUGAUUUUUAUGUUUUGUUUUUGGCACCAUUCUGAGUAAAUUCUAGAGACUGUUGUGCAUGAAAAUCCCAGGAGAUCAGCAGUUACAGAAAUACUCAAACCAGCUCGUCUAGCACCAACAAUCAUGCCACGGUCCAAAUCACUAAGAUCACAUUUUUUCCACAUUUUGAUGGUUGUUGUGAAUAUUAACUGAAGCUCCUGACCCAUAUCUGCUUGAUUUUAUGCACUGCUGCCACACGAUUGACUGAUUAGAUAAUUGCAUGGAUGAAUGUUGGUGCCAGAUGGGCUGGUUUGAGUAUUUCUGGAA
Myxocyprinus asiaticus (Chinese sucker) is the source of this 2060-nucleotide messenger RNA. RefSeq names its product phosphatidylethanolamine N-methyltransferase-like. Gene Ontology annotation, biological process: phosphatidylcholine biosynthetic process. The transcript is spliced from 8 exons. Gene Ontology annotation, molecular function: phosphatidylethanolamine N-methyltransferase activity. The record is from RefSeq and is a predicted model, not a curated record. The coding region runs from base 123 to 908 and encodes 261 amino acids. NCBI's taxonomy places the organism in Eukaryota, Metazoa, Chordata, Actinopteri, Cypriniformes, Catostomidae.